This is a messenger RNA of Anneissia japonica, 2073 nucleotides long. Its product is annotated as 28S ribosomal protein S6, mitochondrial-like. The record is from RefSeq and is a predicted model, not a curated record. The transcript is spliced from 3 exons. The coding region runs from base 94 to 501 and encodes 135 amino acids. Gene Ontology annotation, cellular component: ribosome; mitochondrial small ribosomal subunit. Lineage: Eukaryota; Metazoa; Echinodermata; Crinoidea; Comatulida; Comatulidae. Gene Ontology annotation, molecular function: structural constituent of ribosome; small ribosomal subunit rRNA binding. Gene Ontology annotation, biological process: translation.
UUCACGAGUCAACAACACAUGUGAAUGUUGGCUAGGAUUAUCGGCCCUGGAGGACGGAUGUAGGCUGUGGACAGUGAAAAUCGAAGCUUCGAAAUGCCUCGGUACGAAUUAUCUCUGAUAAUGAGAGCCUUAGAAAGGCCCUCUCUGGUUGAGGCGAUGAAAAGAGUAGUCACAGAAUUAAUCAACCAAGGUGCUAUUGUUCGUAGUAUGGAGAGCCUCGGUGAGCGACAGCUUCCAUAUAUAAUGACAGCUCAUGCACAGAGGUUUUAUAAUGGACAUUACUUCAUCCUCGAAGUUGAUGCUAGUCCCGAGUUAAGUACCAGAAUCAAACCGCACUUCCAGAGAGAUGUCGACAUCAUCCGGAAAAACUUUGUAAUUCCAUAUUCUAUGAAGAAAAGCUCAUUUGAUUGCUCGGGCCCAUACACAGGCAUAUAUGCGCCAUCAUCGAAAAAACUAAAAACAGACAGAGAAUUACGCAAAAAACUUGGCGUUGUUGAAUGAGAACUGUUAGAAGAAGAGAAAUAUUAAUGGCAUUUUUUUUAAUGAUAAUCUAGCAGAUUAAAUGUUGUUAAUCUGUGGGAUUAAGGGAUACAUGCUUAUGUUGAGGAUUAACCAAUGUAAGACUUGUGUUGGAUUAGGUGCCUUGCGAGGGUACUUAGAAUAAAUCAGAUUGGUUGUUUGUAUUAUUUGUAACCUGAGCUUAUAGAAUUGUCACAAUUCGCUAAACUGUCUGUGGUGUAUCCUCCCAUAGGAUAAAAUACAUUAUACACUAUUGUCACGAACACAAAAAAGGACAAAUGUUUAAAGUGGUGGUGUCUUUAGUAUAUAAUUAUACUGGAACUAUAAAAAUCAAUGAAACUAAUAUAGUACAUAUUAAGCUAUGAGUAUAUACAAAAGUAUGGAUAAUAUUGUGUUUUAAUAAUUUUUAAAUUAUGAACAAAGGCUUUCUCUAUUUCAAAUUUGAUUCAACUAAAUAAUAUAAAGAAUAUUUAUUAUUGUGGUGCUGGUUAUGAUUAUGAUGAUUAUAUAAUGCCCGUCUUAUCUAUUACAUAUUGCCAAAGCAUGUACGUCUCUCACAUUAUUAUCUUGGUCGCUGGAACAAAUGCCUAUGUAGCGGCAAAUUCAAGAGGGUCCCAGUUGGCCAGUCCCCUCCUCCUCCUCUCCUCCCCCCCCCACAAAAAAAAAAUGUUUCAAAUUAUUAAAGAAAUGGAAAAAAUGAAAAUUAUAUUCUAAUUUUAAAGUCUGAGGGUGCCAUUUCCACCCAUCUGGAGGUGCCAUAAUCAUACAUUUUCUUACCUACGCCCCAACCAUGGUGAGGCUAAAAGUGCUCUAGGCCCUCCAUCUGUGAAUGUUCCUCCCUGGGCUUCCUCUAUUUCAAAUUCUGGAUCCUCCACUGCUAUGGAUACUCAGUGCCUUUAAGGAGUGUUCGAUAAUAUUGCAUCUCAUAUUUCUAAAGCACAUUUGCUAUCAAACCACAUCCAGGAAUUCAAACUAGAGGCAGCCCAGAAAGAAACCUCUACAGAAUGAAAGUCCUAUCUCUACCAUGAUUGGGGCUAAGGCAUGAAAUUUUUAUUUUAGUGGCAUUUCUAUCUGGCCAGAAAUGCAUUCUCAGAUUUGAUUGUUAUUUUCUACAACCCCCCCCCCCCCUUUAAUUUCUGUAUUUUUUACAAAUUUAGAGUGGUUCCCAGUCAGUUUGGUCCAGGCCCAGUUGGGGGUCGUGGGGGGGGGGGGGUACUUGAAUCCCGGUGCAAACUUACAAAUACCCAUAAAGGAGAUACAUUUUAUCAUAAGUUAUUCACCACUUGUUGCUAUUAGGCACGUUUUCACAAAAUGUGUUACCAUGUUUUACGUCAGCAUUGUUUGCUGUCACAUACUGUGGCCUUGGGCAGGUAAUUCUUUUAACGAGCGCAUGAUGACAUUUCACGUCAUCAAACUGAUAUGUGUCAUACAUUGUUUUUAUUAUUUUAUCAGUUAUUCUGAAAAUCUAUUGUAUUGCAUUGUGAUACUCAAAAAUACAGUUUUGCAUAUAUCAGUCAAAUAUAUAUUGUACUUUAUAUUAAAUUUUGGAAUGAA